Manduca sexta (tobacco hornworm) is the source of this 5117-nucleotide messenger RNA. It is a transcript of the gene SrpRalpha, whose product is annotated as signal recognition particle receptor subunit alpha homolog. Gene Ontology annotation, cellular component: signal recognition particle receptor complex; endoplasmic reticulum membrane. Gene Ontology annotation, molecular function: GTPase activity; signal recognition particle binding; ATP hydrolysis activity. The coding region runs from base 108 to 1937 and encodes 609 amino acids. NCBI's taxonomy places the organism in Eukaryota, Metazoa, Arthropoda, Insecta, Lepidoptera, Sphingidae. The record is from RefSeq and is a predicted model, not a curated record. Gene Ontology annotation, biological process: SRP-dependent cotranslational protein targeting to membrane. The transcript has 10 exons.
UGAGUUGUCAUGAUAGUGUCAAUCAAUUGUCAUUUAGUAUUCCUACGUAGUACGAAACAUCUGUGAAGAUUUUAUUUUCAACAAAUAUUUUACCCAAAUAAUUCAAUAUGUUAGAUCUUUUCAGCAUCUUCAGCAAAGGAGGUAUAGUGUUGUGGUGUUUCCAAAGCACGAGUGAAAUAUUUUCGCCCUCUGUCAACGCUCUAAUACGUAGUGUGAUAUUACAAGAGCGUACAGGCAACAACACGUUUAAUCACAAUGCCUUAACAUUACAAUAUAAGUUGGACAAUGAGUUUGAGCUGGUAUUUGUUGUGGCAUACCAGCGCAUUCUACAGUUGUCAUAUGUGGACAAGUUCCUGAAUGAUAUUCACCUGGAGUUCAGAGACAAAUACAAGAAUGAGCUUCAGAGCGGUCCUCAUAUCAUGGACUUUGAUUUCAAGUCAUCCUUUGAUAGACUGUUGCGAGAAAGUGAACAGUGGGCCAAAGUGCAAGCUAAAAUUCCAAAACAAAUGAGAACAUUCGAAGACUCACAGAAGUCUAAAAAAACUGUUGCAUCCAUGAUUGAGCGUAAGGGUGAGGAGAAAGGGAAAAAAUGUGUUAAAAUUGUGGAAAACAAGAGCCUGGCUAAUGGCAAGGUGGAGGAGCCUAUGCUGGAAGAUGACGUCAUUGCAGCGAGCAGAGCCAAACUCGCACAGAAAAUGUCUAAGACUAAGAAAGAAAUCAAGAAGUCUCCAAAGAGUCCGAAAGUGACAGAGCGUGUAAAGCAGCCGCGCGUGUGGGAGCUCGGCGGAGGCGCGCGCGACCUGCCCUCGUUGGACUUCAGCACUGACAAGCCUGGUGACGGAGACAACGGCAUCACGCCUGACACCGAGUUGGUGGGCAAAAUGACAGGAGCCAUCCGUGACUUGGAGGUGGAGUCUGAAGACAGCUCCAGCGAGGAAGAAGUGGAACACAACCAGGCCAGCCCCAAGAAAACUGGUGGCAUGUUCAGCAUUUUCAAGGGUCUCGUCGGCUCCAAGGCGCUGACUGAAGAGUCGAUGCGUCCCGUGCUGGACAAGAUGCGCGACCAUCUCAUAGGCAAGAACGUCGCGGCAGACAUAGCGAAUAAACUGUGCGAUUCCGUUUCCACAAAACUUGAGGGCAAGGUGCUCGGUACAUUCGACAGCGUUGCCAAGACGAUCAAGACCACCCUUACCGAGUCGCUAGUUCAGAUCCUGUCGCCGAAACGCCGCGUGGACAUCCUGCGCGACUGCAUGCACGCCAAGCAGGAGUGUAGGCCUUACGUCAUGGCCUUUUGUGGGGUAAACGGCGUAGGAAAAUCAACAAACUUGGCCAAGAUAUGCUUCUGGUUGAUCGAGAACGACAUGUCGGUACUGAUCGCGGCGUGCGACACGUUCCGCGCGGGCGCCGUGGAGCAGCUGCGCACGCACACCAGGCAUCUCAACGCGCUGCACCCCGCCGCGCGGCACGGCGGCCGGCACAUGGUCACUCUUUACGAGAAGGGAUACGGUAAAGACGCAGCCGGUAUAGCUAUGGAAGCGAUCCGUUAUGCAACAGACACAAAGACAGACGUCGUUCUAAUCGAUACAGCGGGACGUAUGCAGGACAACGAGCCUCUCAUGCGAGCCCUGGCCAAACUUAUCAAAGUCAACGAACCCGACAUGGUACUGUUCGUCGGAGAGGCUUUGGUCGGUAACGAAGCUGUCGAUCAACUCGUCAAGUUCAACCAAGCCUUAGCAGACCACAGCUCGUCCACCAACCCGCACGUUAUCGACGGAAUAGUGCUGACCAAGUUCGAUACUAUCGAUGAUAAAGUCGGCGCUGCGAUAUCGAUGACGUACAUCACUGGGCAGCCGAUAGUUUUCGUUGGCACCGGGCAGACUUACACUGAUUUGAAGGCUUUGAACGCUAACGCUGUUGUUCAUGCAUUGAUGAAGUAGAGUGGUCGGUGUUGGGCUGUUUGUGGUUUAAUUAUCGAUGUUAUUUCAGCUAUCAACCUAAUUAGUAUACUUAUAGAUUUAUUUCAAUUUUAUUACAUGAAGUCUAAUGUGUUAUAUAUUGUUAUAGUAUUGGCAAUUGUUAUGAAAUUUAACUGGAUAAAAACAAGGUUUACAGAUCUAAUGUUUUAAGAAUAUGCUCGGCUAGACUUAUUUUCUUAGAUACUCUUACUUCUAUUUUAUUCGUAGAAUGCCACAAGCAGCCAUAAAUUAGGUGUUUUGUGUACUGGAAAAUAAUUUUGGACAUAAGUUGCGCCUGUUAUUUUUUCAAAAAUGUUUAUAGCGAAAAUAUUUGUUGAGUGACAAAUUAUUUCUCGCCCUGUAUUAAUUUAACUAGUCGGAAAAGAAGACAUUCAUAGAGAUAUGCGUGGGCGUAAAAUAUGAAUUAAAAUGAUAAAUGGACGAAAUUAUUUUUCAUGCACUAAAUGUAUUUAGUUAAAUAAUAAUGUUACAUCUGAUAUAUGUUUAUUAAAAUUUACAACAUAUCUUAAAUUUUGACAUUUUCUAAAAUAUUUUCCACAUGUCUGUUAAUGAAGUUUAUUUUUAUUUCACAAUAAAUGUUUAUUUUCUUAUGGUUUGAUUUUAUUCGGGUGAUUUUUACAGGGACUAGGUGUAACAUUUCUUAUAAUUUCUUUUUUUUUACACGAGUGACUACUUUUUUAGUAUAUAAAAUAAUAUAGGUACCAUAUAGGCUAGAAAUAUACUGUCAAAGAUUCUGAUAUUAAUUUUAAUUAUUUUACAUUUGUGUGUCGUGUAAAAUAUUAUUUUUGAGGAAUAUAGAUGAACUAUAAACAAAAAGUGGUCACUUGUAAACAUAGCUUUAUCUUUUGUGUCAUAUGAUUGUGUAUUUCAUUGAAGCAUGUAUUGUACGAAUUAAGUAAUGACCAGGAUAGCAAAUCUGUUUAUAGAAAGUUAGAAAUUGAUAGUGUUUACAUGAAUGCGUUUUAUAAAGAAAUAUAGUACUAAAAUACAGAUGCAGUAAGUCUGAUGUUUGACUAAACACAUCGAAACAGAUCUAGAUGAUUCAAUUUCAAAAGGAAAUGCACUAAUAUAAACAGGUUCCUAUAUUGAAAUAUUGUUAUUUUAACAUCUCAGUAGAUGAAAUUGUUUUCGUCCCAAAGUUAACCAAUUCACUAUAUAAAAGUUGUUAAGGAUUAUUAUUCCGAGAAAUCCGCUUUAUUAGUACUAUUGGUAAAUAGUAACGGUAAUUGUAAGAGUGGAUAAAGCGUAGUCCACACUAGCAACGUUAGUGUUUUGAACGGGUUUAUAAAUAAUGUCAUACUAAUUACCUGAGCAAUAGCGACGGGUGAAUGGCUAAUUGUCUUAAGCGACAUUUUCUUGCGACACUAUACUUAGUGUAGUGUUUAUGUUACUACAUACAUAUUUAAAAUCACCUUUUUUCUAUGUUUUUUUUAAUCUAGUUAAAUUUUUUCGAAAAUGUCGUUUAAGCUAAUUAGCCUUUCAACCGCCAAUAUGGUUAUUUCUCGCUUUCCGCCUAAAAUUGCCACGCGUCAAUGUUUGUGUAGUACAUUUAUGAAAUUCUUAUAAAUUUAAGAACAGAACUGUUUCACCAUAUUGCUGCGGAUAAUUAUGUAUGGGAUUAAGAAAGAAUUUAACCUGGCCAUGACAGUGUUGUGCCUAACAGAGUGAAAACAAAUAUGGCUUUUGUCUUCUUUUUAGUAUUGAAAGUCAGUUCAACAAUAAAAAAAAAUGCAUAUUUUACCUAGACGUGAAGGACAUAUCCAUAUCUACGGUUGAAAGGUUAAUUGACUAAGCGACAUUUUUUUUUUCAAAAAAAUUAAUUAGGUUAAAAAAAGAACAUAGAAAAAAAUAUUGAUUCUAAAUAUGUAUGAAACUUAAUGGUGCAAAGAAAUGUCGCUUAAGUCAAUGAGGAUUUCGUCCGUCGAUAUAUACAUUCUAGUAAGUCUGUCGUUUAUUCGGGUUAAAUAUUUGUUUUAACUCCCGUGUUGAAGCGUUUGCGAGUAUGGACUGCGCUUAGAUAUUAGUAAAUAGUUUAAAAAAGAAUAGUUUAAUUCCAAAUUUGUAUAAUAGCGUUAAUUUUGAGUGCCUUGUAUCAGAGAAGGUUGGGGUGAGGCGAGCUACCACUUGGCAGUAAAUAAAUGUAAGAAAUAAAAUUUUAAUACAAAUAUUAGUAAUAUCAUUUUAGUAACUAUUUAUUCCCUAAAAUAAUAUUUUUUGUGCUCAUUUUUAAUUUUAUUUUUGUGAAUAUAUUCUAUAGUAUGCUAUCGGCUAACUCUAAUAAUUUAUUUAUCUAAACACUUCACAACUGUGUGUAUUUUCUUUACCGAAAUUCCAUAACCUGCCGUGUUAUUACGUUAUAAUUGAAACUAUAAAUAUAAAUUACAUUCAAUUUUCUUAUUUACCCAUGCAGAAUAAAUAUAUUCUAAGCAGGAAGUAUUAUAAAAUUACUAUAAAAUUGGGUGGAUAUUUAUUUACAUUUUUAGCAUUGGCUGGUUAAUAUACUAUAUUUUUUUUUGCAUAAGUGGGUAGUUGUCUCCCCCGCUGGUUUCUGCUUGUAUUGCUCACACGAAUCAAUAUAAUAGGUUUGUAACAGGACUUGUACACUGCCCGUUGCCUUUACAUACGUUAACCAAUGUACAGUAUACCUACAUAAGAUUUUUUACACAAAAGUCACUUUUUUCCACAUUAAGGUACUUGUAUAUUGUCGGAGUUAAUGCAAACGAAAAAAAUCCUGAAUAAUAUUUCUAUACUAACAAGCAUGUUAUGAAAUUAGCGUGCUAUCUCAGAUAAUAUCUAUCAUUUCAACUUCAUAUAGGGCGAUUCAAUAAUAUUUUUGCAUGAAAACGAGUACUUACAUUUUUUUAAAUUUAUUUUUUUUACAUGUCAAUAACUUUUGCUCACGACUUCCCUUGCGUAUAAUUUUGUUCCCAGGAUUAAAAUAGCAUAUAGCACUCAUGAAUACUAAAGCUUCUGAUAAGUGAAAAAAAAUAAACAUAAGAGUUUCGCGAGUUUAAAAUUUACAAAUAGUCUCUUUAUCUGGGUAGUAUAAUUUCUUUGCAUUAGCCCCUACAAUAUUAGUUUAAAUAAUUUCAUACUUCAACAAAUCUAAUGAUACGCGGUGUACCAAAAAAAAAAAAAACA